CGCGCCAACUCCACCUUAAGGAGCGCUGGGCCCCGCCCCCAACCGCCCGCCCGAGCGCGGCUGAUUGGCGGCUGGGGCGCUGGGGGCGGGGCCAGGCGGCUCUUGCUAUAAAUAUUCAUGAGAGCGCGGCGGCCGGAGCGGCGCUGCCGGGGCCGGAGAGCGAGAAGUUGCGGAGGCGCCGCUGCGCUCGACCCGCGGCUCAGGUGGCGCGACCGCGGCCGGGGCUCCGGCAGCCGGAGGAGGCGCAGGGCGAGCACCGCCCGGCUGGCGCUCGCCCGCGGAGCCGAGCGCUCGGGCGAGCGGCAGAAGGAGCCGCUCCGGCCACCCCAGCCCUGCCACUGCCCGCCCGCACGGGGCGGUGGGAGCCCGGCGCCGCGGAGCGCACCGCUCGCUCCCCGGGACACCUCAACCAUCUUCGCCGCGUCGGGGCUGACGGCGAAACUUCUCCACCGCCGCCACUGCCCCGUGCCCGGCCGGCGCUGGAGUAGCGGCGAGAGGAGCGGCGGCACCCCCUGGGCACCCGGCCCCGCGAGGAGCGAUGCGGCGGCGCCUGAGGGGCCUCCCGUGAGCAGAUCCCCUUCAUCCGGCGCCGAGCGGGGGAUCGCCGGCGGCUCCCGCUCACCGGGUGCCCGCGGGGCCGCUUCCCUGCUGGGCGACGGAGCCCCGCGGGGGCUGCGAGACCUCUUCACCUGCGAGCGGCACGGAGGGGGCCGCCCUGCGCCCCCCCGAGGGGUAGCCGGGGCCGGGGGGUGCUGUGGCGCCGCGCUCCCCGCGGCUGCUGAGCGGGACAGGAGAGGAGCCGGGGCCGCCGCCCCCGCGCCGCCGAGCAUGGAGUGGAGUUACCUGUUGGAAAUCACCUCGCUGCUCGCCGCCCUGUCCCUGCUGCAGCGCGCCGGCUGCGCCGCCGCCUCGGCCGCCGCCGCCGCGUCCUCCUCUUCCUCCUCGGCCAAGGAGCUGUCGUGCCAGGAGAUCACCGUGCCCCUCUGCAAGGGCAUCGGCUACAACUACACCUAUAUGCCCAACCAGUUCAACCACGACACGCAGGACGAGGCCGGGCUGGAAGUGCACCAGUUCUGGCCGCUGGUGGAAAUCCAGUGCUCCAGCGACCUGCGCUUCUUUCUCUGCAGCAUGUACACCCCCAUCUGCCUGGAGGACUACAAGAAGCCGCUGCCGCCCUGCCGCAGCGUCUGCGAGCGGGCCAAGGCCGGCUGCGCCCCGCUCAUGCGCCAGUACGGCUUCGCCUGGCCCGACAGGAUGCGCUGCGACCGCCUCCCGGAGCAGGGCAGCCCGGACACGCUCUGCAUGGACUACAACCGCACGGACCUCACCACGGCCGCCCCGCCGCCCGCCAAGCCCCCGCUCCGCGGUGCCAAACCCGGCAGCCCCGCCAAGGCGCCCCCCGCCGCCGCCGCCCCGCCGGCCGAGGCCCCGCGCAAGCCGCGGCCGCCGCCGCCUUGCGAGCCGGGCUGCCAGUGCCGGGCGCCCAUGGUGUCGGUGUCCAGGGCGGGGCGGCCGUGGGGCGGCGCGGCCGAGCUGCAGCCGGAGCUGGCGGUGGCCGAGCACGUGCGGUACGAGAGCACCGGCCCGGCGUUGUGCACCGUGGUCUUCCUGCUCGUCUACUUCUUCGGCAUGGCUAGCUCCAUCUGGUGGGUCAUCCUCUCCCUCACCUGGUUCCUGGCCGCCGGCAUGAAGUGGGGGAACGAGGCCAUCGCUGGCUACGCACAGUAUUUCCACCUGGCCGCCUGGCUGCUCCCCAGUGUCAAGUCCAUCGCUGUGCUGGCGCUCAGUUCUGUGGACGGGGACCCCGUGGCUGGCAUCUGCUACGUGGGCAACCAGAGCCUGGAGAACUUGCGGGGCUUCGUGCUGGCACCGCUGCUCAUCUACUUGGCCAUUGGCUCCAUGUUCCUGCUCGCUGGCUUCGUCUCGCUCUUCCGUAUCCGCAGUGUCAUCAAACAGCAGGGUGGCCCCACCAAGACCCACAAGCUGGAGAAGCUGAUGAUACGCCUGGGACUCUUCACCGUGCUCUACACUGUGCCAGCUGCUAGCGUGGUCGCCUGCCUCUUCUACGAGCAGCACAACCGGCCACGCUGGGAGGCCACGCACAACUGCCCCUGCCUGCGUGACCAACAGCCUGACCAGGCCCGCCGCCCUGACUAUGCCGUCUUCAUGCUCAAGUACUUCAUGUGCCUGGUGGUGGGCAUCACCUCUGGUGUCUGGGUCUGGUCCGGCAAGACCCUUGAGUCCUGGAGAGCCCUCUGCACUCGCUGUUGCUGGGCCAGCAAAGGUGCUGCCGUGGCUGGGAGUGCAGGGGCAGGAGCAGGUGGGCAGGCAGCAAUCACUGCAGCAGGAGGACUUGGGGCUGGAGGUGGUGGCUCACUCUACAGUGAUGUCAGCACUGGCCUGACGUGGAGAUCAGGCACUGCCAGCUCUGUCUCCUAUCCCAAGCAGAUGCCCCUGUCUCAAGUAUGAGGAGGGCGAAAGAGGCCAAAGGUUAGGGAUUGAGGGACACUGGCCUGCCUAAAAUGCCCCCUCACUGUUUGGUGCCAUUAAUGAACCCCUAAUGGUCCUUAUUAGCCACAGCUUGUAUAGAACAAUGCAGCUGGCAGAGGCCCCAGGCUCCAGCCCCCUCCUCCUUCCCCUCCAUUCAUAUGCAGGGAGCAUGUACUUCAAGGAGCCAGCUUAUUAUUUUGCUGGCAGAGGAGGGUAGAGGCUCACCCGUGUCUUACAGAGGGCAAGGCACAGCGGCUUUUGAGUCACUCUGGACUAACAGCAACUCUUUACUUAAGGGAGAGAGGGUCUUCCUCCCCCCAGUCCUGAGGUGGGAGUCUGCUGGACUGCAGGUUUUUGAGAUGUUGAUGACCAGGCAAAUGCCUUACAAUAUAGACUGAAACAAAACAUGUCUUAAUUAUACACCCCAGCUAAAUACGGGUUUCCUACAUUAAAGGAUGUAUUUAUAUAAUUAUUUGUUACCUUGUACAGAUGUGUAAAAUAUGUAUAUAUCCAAAGCUAUACAGUCUGUAAAUUUUUUUGUAAAAAUGUUUAGAGGCUACCCCUGUAAGAGCAAAUAUGAGUAUUCUAUUUUGUCAAUAAAAUGACUUUUGAUAAAUGA
Molecule: messenger RNA, 3109 nt
Organism: Corapipo altera (White-ruffed manakin)
Lineage: Eukaryota; Metazoa; Chordata; Aves; Passeriformes; Pipridae
Gene: FZD8
Product: frizzled class receptor 8
Exons: 2
Coding region: 118-2469 (783 amino acids)
Biological process (GO): non-canonical Wnt signaling pathway; canonical Wnt signaling pathway
Cellular component (GO): plasma membrane
Molecular function (GO): Wnt receptor activity; Wnt-protein binding
Source: RefSeq, a predicted model, not a curated record